ACACACAUUUUCGUUAGAACUUUUUGCCCCCAGAUCUCCUCCUCUCUUCCUUGCUCAGCUGUUCUUGUUCCUCUUGCUAGGUGAAACACUUUCUUGAAUUGCUGAGACCAUGUUGAGAUCAAGAAAAUCCAGGGUAAUGGUGAUGCUAGUUACUGCUGCUCUUCUACUGACGGAUAUGGCCGGCGUUAGCUAUGGCCGGAGGCUCAUCCCGGACCUCGAUGCCAUGGCGGUCGUCGGCGGCUCGCCGCCGGCGAAAGGCGGGUACAUGUCAAGGUUGCAGGUUCCUCCUUCAGAUUCAGGACAUCACGUUGGCGAUGAGUACAGAAGCAUGCAUGCUGUUUCCAAGAGAUUGGUGCCUCAGGGACCAAAUCCACUGCACAACUGAUCAGCAGCUUCAGCUGAGCCAGCUUCUUCUCUGCUGCCUUUUCAAGGAGAUAUGCUACAGUUUAAUUGCAGUCAAUUAGCCACACUGAGUGAAUUUUCACUUCAUUGAGUGGUGUAAAUUAGAUCUUGUAGAGUAGUAAGAGUAAAAGGUACAUAUGUGUGUAUGUAAGUAUUUUAGUGUGAAGAGUGAAGAAUGUAACAUUUGGUUCUUUUUACUUAUAGUAAACUCUGAAAAGGGUAAAGUCUUUCUGGUUUGUGGUGCGCAGGACGAAAAUGUUAUUGAAAAUAUAUGCAAAUGUAUUUACUAGAAUAAUAUAGGAUACAAGUCAAAGUUUUCAGUGCAGUUGUGUUCUUUGUCAAUUUUCUGAAAAGAAUAUGUUCAGACUUGAGAGAUAAGAACAAUGUACUGAUAA
Molecule: messenger RNA, 797 nt
Organism: Oryza sativa Japonica Group (Japanese rice)
Lineage: Eukaryota; Viridiplantae; Streptophyta; Magnoliopsida; Poales; Poaceae
Source: RefSeq, a predicted model, not a curated record